CUCUACCUUUGCCAGUACUCAUCGUCUCCACUAUCCAUGCAAUUCCCUGCUAUGCUGGCCCUUACUCCACCUCCACUUCCCUAAUGGCCUCUCCCAAAGCAAGCGAAGCUAUUUCCGACUCCUCACUCUCACCCGCGUCAUAUCAGGCACUUCCCGAACUUCCAAAAUCCCCUCGUGACGAUCCCAUUGCAUACGGCGGCCACCCUAAAAACAGAGACCGACCAUAUCCUCUUUCUCUCAUCCCCUUCGACCUCAACGAACCUUAUGAGGUCUCCGAAUACCUUACUAUCCGCUCCUACGAUGAGGCAUGCCAAGUUGACUAUCUCAAUCAAGAUUGGGCCGAUGAGUACAGAGACGGGGGAAUCGUUGAUGAGCAAAUGUUCGACGACGGACAUGUUCGUCGCUAUCUUGACCGCUUCAUCCAGGAGAACCCCAAGCUGAUCGCUACAACGUUCAGACAUAAAGCAAAUUUGAAAACGGUCUUCUACAGCGGAAAGGACGAAGAAUGGGCGAAGCUAGAUCUGGUGGAUGUGUACAGACGGCAGACGGGGAAAGUUUUGGGAGUCCCCUCUCAAUCACAAUACACAUCCAAUUCAAAAAACGGCGGUGCCAUUACUCCGGACGCCUCCCUCAUCGGCAAUGUCAACGAUCCUAGCUCUCCAUCGUUCCGGAAACGGAUGCUUUACGCAGUCAUCGAAGUGAAGUGGAUGGAAUUAGCGACUCUCCUUACAGGCGAGGCCAAAAGACAGAGCGACGAGAAAGCCCUUAACUACCUCCGUCAGGAAGGCGUGUUUCAAACUAUGUGGUAUGUCAUCUUGGGUUACGCCAUCUCGGGCUGCAUCUUCGGUCUUUCUAUAAUCAAUGAAUACUUCUACAGAAUUGUGUAUCUCUAUCAGCACUCGGAUUCAGACAUCCCCGUAAUUGCCCUGGAGGCGGAUAGCGAGUUUUUGGGGAAAACCGGACGACAUUUUGGAUAUCUGCGGGAUAGUUACUCCAUUGAGGAACUGGCAGGGCUGCAGGACUUUUGGUCGUCGCCUCCCAAUUGUCUGAUCAGCGACCGUGCCAACGCCAUUUUGAACAAAGAGGCAAGGUAUCACCUCGACGCGACCAUUUUCUUGUUCCUCAAUCGUGCCGCGUCACUUUCAAAACAAUGUUUCCUCAAUGGCCUUCCGCUCCCGCAUAUACGCCGCAGCCUUCAUCCGACCAAGGCGAACAAACGCACUUUGGCGGAUUUGGAUGAUGAAGGGAAAAAGGAAGGUGUGGAAGAUAUACCGGGAGACGAGAAGCUGUCUCGGAAGGUUAAUCGCCGCAACGGUCCUGAGAGUGAUGGCUUGUGCGGCAGAGGCUCUGGUCAUGACAGAGUACAUGAAGGCAAUGGAGCCUCUGCUCAUCGCACUGAGGCUGCCCACGCUCGAAGACCUAUGAAACCACAAGAGUUCUUGAGGGGUCUGGAGGAGCUAUCCACUGUUGUGGAUGUGUCCGACGUGAAAUCGUCCAUCAUCGCCUCCCUCAUAUCCAAUAGCCAUACCACUCCCUCUAUGAAUCCCUCUUCUAUAUCAUCGGACUGCGACUCUUUUUCCUAUACAUCCUUUGGCUCUCGUGAGAAACUCCCUGUCUCUGAUCAUCUUCCCGCCGCUCUUCAUCCAAGGUCCCACGAAUGUGAUCCUGUUGAUACCGAUUUCGACGCUAUCGACUCCGAGACAGGCGAACUCACGUUAGAAGCCUACCGGAGCAGGCUCGCAAUGCUGGGGGUGCGGGUGAAGCUGGUGACCCGCGAGGAGAUGGAUGUCUUGUUGGCCCGGGGAGGAAAGGAAAAUUCCGAUUGUUAAUGAGUGGGUGGAAGGGAACUGGAUAGCGGCUGUCGGCAAUUCACGAAGAAAGGGUCGAUUUGGUGAAAUGCUCUGAAGAGGGCUGGGGAGGAAUGUAUAGGGCACAUGGGGCAUUCGGAGACUGGGGAUGGCCAAGAUGUGCUGUUAUGUGCUGGUUUAGGCGUACGACUUUGCGAAUUUCUAUCCUGUACAUAACCCUGUAUACGAUGAGACGGUUGAUUAGCAAUAGUCGUAGAACGAAUCCGCAGAACGGACGGAGGGAAGACCGAGUACAUAGGCUGUAGAA
Messenger RNA from Cryptococcus deneoformans JEC21, 2115 nucleotides. RefSeq lists its product as hypothetical. The transcript is spliced from 3 exons. Lineage: Eukaryota; Fungi; Basidiomycota; Tremellomycetes; Tremellales; Cryptococcaceae. The coding region runs from base 84 to 1829 and encodes 581 amino acids. The record is from RefSeq and is a predicted model, not a curated record.